Molecule: messenger RNA, 1635 nt
Organism: Tetranychus urticae (two-spotted spider mite)
Lineage: Eukaryota; Metazoa; Arthropoda; Arachnida; Trombidiformes; Tetranychidae
Gene: Septin2
Product: septin 2
Molecular function (GO): GTP binding
Source: RefSeq, a predicted model, not a curated record
UCUUUUUUUCUUACAUACCAUUUUGAAGCAUUAAUUUUUUAUUACACAAAUAAGUUGACAGUCUUUUUUAUCUCGGUUUCUCAAUUAACAUCAACAUGACUGUCUCCGGUGAGAAAGAGGAUAUCAAGUCCAAUGGUGCUAACGGUAUUCGUAAUUUAUCUCCCACCGAUUAUGUUGGCUUCGAAUCACUGCCUGAACAAUAUGUGAACCGGACCAUUAGAGAAGGCUUUGUGUUCAAUGUAUUGGUAUUAGGUGCCACGGGUGUUGGUAAAUCAACUUUGAUUGAUUCCCUAUUCAACACCAAGUUUCCCGAUGUUUCAACCAAAUCUCAUAACUCUCAAACAGUUGAACUUCAUGUUCAAACUCAUGAGUUACAGGAGAAGCAAAUUAAACUCAAGUUGACCAUAGUAGAGUCCCGUGGUUUUGGUGAUCAAAUUAACAAAGGAGAGUCAUACAAAAGCAUUGUGGAGUACAUUGAUAAUCAAUUUGAAAGGUACUUGCAGGAAGAAUUGAAAAUCCACCGAACUAACAACUUAUCAAGUCAGGACACUCGAAUUCAUUGCUGUCUUUAUUUAAUCUCACCUAUUGGCCAUGGUCUUAGAGCUAUCGACUUGAUAACUCUUAAACAGUUGGAUAGUAAAGUCAAUAUAAUUCCAAUAAUUGCCAAAGCUGAUAUCAUCACUAAAAAUGAACUUAGUAAAUUGAGGUCUAAAAUUAUGGCCGAAAUAAUCACUAAUGGAAUUCAGAUCUACAAUUUUCCCACCGAUGAUCCUGAAAUUGCAGAAAAUAACUUACAAACAAAUGGUAUCUUGCCUUUUGCUGUGGUUGCCAGUCAUGAUUUUGUUAGACUUGGUAAUAAACAAGUUCGAGCUCGACAGUAUCCAUGGGGAACUGUACAAGUUGAAAACGAGAAUCACUGUGACUUCGUUAAACUACGAGAGAUGCUUUUAAGAAUCAAUAUGGAAGAUCUACGUGAAACAACCCAGACCAAACAUUAUGAAGUUUACAGACGAACUCGACUUGAAGAAAUGGGUUUCGGUGAUGUUGUUGACACUGCUAAAGCAUCCACAUUUCAGGAAACAUAUGAAGCAAGAAGGAACAUUCAACUUUCUGAGAUCAAGAAGAAGGAAGAAGAGAUACGCCAACGAUUUGUCUGUCGAGUUCGUGAACGAGAAAGUCAAUUUGAAUCGCUUAAAAAUGAACUUCAUACAAAAUAUGAUAGUCUUAAAAAACACCACCAAGAAGAGAAGAAAAGGGUUGAAGAGGAACGCCGUAAGCUCGAGGAAGAGAUUCAAGCAUUCAACCAGAAGAAGACCAGUGUUUUAUCAGCGACGACUAAUAUCAAUCAAAGCACUACUAGUUUGAGCUCAACCCUCACUUUGGGAAAAAGCAAAAAGAAGUAAACGUCAGUCUAAAUAAUUUUGAACAAUUUUCUUUCAUCUCUUGUCACUUGAAUAGAAAAGCAACAUAAGCGAAACAAAAAAAAGAUUUAUCUCAAAAAGCUCACUGAUCUUCCUUUUUGAUUUUUAUUUCAAAAUUGAUACAAAAAGAAAAUUAGUAGUCCCAUCAUCUGAUUUUAUUAUUACUAUUCUUAUUGAUUCUUUAUAAUAUAAAGUCAUACUUCCAAAAUGCCAA